Pelobates fuscus (common spadefoot toad) is the source of this 2892-nucleotide messenger RNA. RefSeq names its product GTP binding elongation factor GUF1 (gene GUF1). The transcript is spliced from 18 exons. Bases 398 to 2428 code for a protein of 676 amino acids. Lineage: Eukaryota; Metazoa; Chordata; Amphibia; Anura; Pelobatidae. The record is from RefSeq and is a predicted model, not a curated record. Gene Ontology annotation, molecular function: GTPase activity; GTP binding; mitochondrial ribosome binding. Gene Ontology annotation, cellular component: mitochondrion. Gene Ontology annotation, biological process: positive regulation of translation.
GUAGGGGAAACACACUGGCAGUAGUUCUAUUCAAUAAUGUUUACUUUAUAAUGGCACCAGAUGAGCUGAUAGGAACAUUUCAAGAGUGUCUAUGUUCACGUCAUGUUUGUAUUACUUUGGCAAUGAGUAGUUGCUCUUCUAACACAAAGCAGGACAUUGCCCCUUUAAGGCUAGCGGUGCCGCGCUGAAUUCUGGGAGGUCACGUUCACAUUGAGCAGGAACAUGUGUGGUGCACAUAUAUAAUAUGGAGAUGAUGGGAAGCAUCAAGGUGCCAACAAUACACUAGUUUCUGCUACCGCACUGCAUUCAUGAACUUACACAGAAUCCCGUUUUUAUGAUGCCAACAGGCUGGGCAUAUGCAUAACGACACCCUGAUUUAUCUUUAUUUUGCAAAGAUAUGUUUGCCUUAAAUUCACAUCACACAGCAAAAUGCCUGCAUGUUUGGAAGCACAAGAUUUGUGUGCGCUUCAGACACUCCUGUAUGUGGAAUUUAUGUGGUACAAAUCUAUACGAUCGACAUGCCUUCCUAGAGAAAAUUCAUUGCUCAAACCUUCUUCAUCAAAUGCAUUAUAGUUCCCAAAAGGAAAAGCUUGACAUGUCUGAAUAUUCUGUAGACUGUAUUAGAAAUUUCAGUAUAAUAGCCCAUGUGGACCAUGGUAAAAGUACUCUUGCUGACAGGCUUCUUGAAAUUACAGGGCGUAUUCCGAAAGCAGACUCUAAUAGGCAAGUUUUGGAUAAGCUGCAAGUGGAGCGAGAAAGAGGAAUUACAGUGAAAGCACAGACCGCAUCACUUUUUUACACCUUUAAAAACAAAAAGUAUCUUUUAAAUUUGAUAGACACCCCGGGCCAUGUUGAUUUUAACUAUGAAGUUUCAAGGUCCCUUUCUGCUUGUCAAGGUGUCCUGCUUGUGGUCGAUGCAAAUGAGGGUGUUCAAGCGCAGACUGUGGCAAACUUCUUUCUGGCCUUUGAAGCACAACUUACAAUUAUUCCAGUUAUAAACAAGAUUGAUUUAAAGAAUGCAGAACCAGAAAGAGUAGAAAAACAAAUUGAAAAAAUGUUUGACAUUCCAGGAAGUGACUGCAUUAAGAUUUCUGCUAAGUUUGGGACAAAUGUGGAACGCGUUCUAGAAGAAGUUAUAACCAAAAUCCCACCACCGAACAUUGACCAAAAUAGCCCCUUUAAAGCUCUUUUGUUUGACUCCACAUUUGAUCAUUACAGAGGAGCUGUGACUAACGUCGCACUCUUUGGGGGACAGGUUUGCAAAGGCCACAAGAUUGUGUCUGCCCAUACAGGAAAGAGCUAUGAAGUUAACGAGGUUGGCAUACUAACACCCGAAGAGGUUCCUGUAGAAAAGCUCUAUGCUGGACAAGUAGGCUACCUAGUUGCUGGAAUGAAAGAGGUGAAGGAAGCUCAAAUUGGAGACACACUUUAUCUGCAGAAACAUCCUGUAGAGCCUCUGCCAGGGUUCAAAAACGCUAAACCAAUGGUAUUUGCAGGCAUGUAUCCAGUUGACCAAUCUGAAUACAACAACUUGAAGAGCGCUUUAGAAAAAUUGACAUUGAAUGACUCGAGUGUAACUGUUAAUCGGGACAGCAGUGCGGCACUGGGAGCUGGCUGGAGGUUAGGCUUCCUUGGACUUUUACACAUGGAGGUUUUCAACCAGCGCUUGGAACAGGAAUACAACGCUUCAGUAAUUAUGACUGCACCCACUGUUCCAUACAAGGCUAAACUAUCUUCGCAAAAAUUAAUAAAGGAAUAUGGGGAGGAUGAGAUAACUAUAGUAAACCCGUCGGAGUUUCCUGACAAGUCACAAGUGUCUGAAUAUCUUGAGCCUGUUGUGUUGGGUACCAUCAUUUCACCUGAUGACUAUAUGGGAAAGAUACUUGCUUUAUGCCAGACACGACGAGCAGUUCAGAAAAGUAUGGUGUACAUUGAUGAACACAGAAUUAUGCUGAAAUAUCUGUUUCCUUUAAACGAAAUUGUGCUCGAUUUUUAUGAUAGCCUAAAAUCAAUGUCAUCUGGGUAUGCAAGCUUUGACUACGAAGAUGCAGGCUAUCAGACGGCGGACCUUGUAAAAAUGGAUAUUUUACUAAAUGGACGUUCUGUGGAAGAACUGGUCACUAUCGCACACCGAGAAAAAGCAUAUGCAGUUGGCAAAGCAAUUUGUGAACGGCUCAGAGAUUCCAUACCCAGACAACUGUUUGAAAUAGCAGUUCAGGCUGCUCUUGGCAAUAAAGUCAUUGCAAGAGAAACGAUAAAAGCAUACAGGAAAAAUGUACUAGCUAAAUGUUAUGGAGGCGAUAUUACACGAAAAAUGAAAUUGUUGAAGAGACAGGCUGAAGGCAAGAAAAAAAUGAGACAAAUCGGCAAUAUUGAAGUGCCAAAAGAUGCAUUUAUUAAUGUGCUAAAGAGAACGCCAGACAAAUGAAAUGGAAUUAACUAAACAUUUGAAUUGCAAACUACUGGGUCAAUUUUAUUAGACCAGUAGUUUUUUAUUUGCCAUCCAUGAUGGCAUUAACUUAUCCACAAAGUUAACCAGACUGUUGCAACCAUUUUCCCGUGUUUGUUAAGGAAACCUAAUAUUGGCAAUAAAGUAAAUCAUGAUAAGAGGGCACUACCUCGUUCAGCACACCAUUUUAUGUUACAAACAAUGGUGUGUAGGUAUGAAACACUAGUGGAAAUCCUGCAAAAUGCAAUAAAACAGCCCAGCAAUAUACAAGGGAGCGUUUCUUGGCUGUUUCUAAACAUCAUGCAUAUUGUUAAAAUUAUGGGACAGUGAUGUCUAUCCCUAUAUUUCAUGGGAAGUAGGUUAAAUUGCUAAGCCAACCUAUUUUGUUAUUUAAACAACUGUUUUGGUUACAAUACCAGUGUGUUAAAGAUAGGCAAGAAAAG